Molecule: messenger RNA, 1377 nt
Organism: Lobosporangium transversale
Lineage: Eukaryota; Fungi; Mortierellomycota; Mortierellomycetes; Mortierellales; Mortierellaceae
Exons: 2
Coding region: 1-1377 (458 amino acids)
Biological process (GO): glycolytic process; intracellular glucose homeostasis; glucose 6-phosphate metabolic process
Cellular component (GO): mitochondrion; cytosol
Molecular function (GO): D-glucose binding; glucokinase activity; fructokinase activity
Source: RefSeq, a predicted model, not a curated record
AUGACUGCCACCUUUUUCCAAGACAUCGUCCAACAGUUCGUUCUCUCUAAGGAGCAGGUCCAGAAUAUCAUCAAUGGUUUGACUGAGGAGCUUGUCGAGGGUCUUUCCACCAACGACCCCAAGAACAUCACCCAGCAGCCUUCUUUCAUCACCCGUCUUCCUACUGGUAAGGAGACUGGCCUCUAUCUUGCUAUCGACAUGGGCGGCACGAACCUGCGUACUGCUGCAGUUCACUUGCUCGGCGACGGACAGGUUGGUGUCACCAUGGAGAAACACGAAAUCACCCAGGAACUCAAGACUGGAACUGGUGAAGCGAUGUUUGACUGGAUUGCUGAUUGCACUGCUGCACUCUUGAAGACCGUUGCCCUUGAUAUGGGCAACGCUGAACUUCAGAUGGGCGUCACUUUCUCCUUUGCUAUCCAGCAAACUGCCAUUAAUCGCGGCAAAGUUUUGGCCAUGGGCAAAGGCUUCAACCUUUCAGACGUGAUGGGAAAGGACCUUAAGGAUCUUCUUGAGGAUGGAUUUACCCGCAAGGGUCUUAAUGUCAAAGUUUCGGCUAUCAUCAAUGACACUGUUGGAACCCUUGUCUCCCAUGCCUAUGUCUCCCCCUCGACCAAGAUCGGCGUUAUCCUCGCCACUGGUACCAACGCUGCCUACAUUGAGCGUGCCUCAGAAGUGUCCAAGUAUAACGGUCCUCCCUGUGACCAGAUGAUUUUGAACACCGAGUGGGAUGCCAUGGGUAAAGCCUCAUACCUCCCCCAGACCAAGUAUGAUAAGCAGAUCGAUGCUGUGUCCCUUGUCCCUGGAUUCCAGGAGUUUGAGAAGAUGAUUUCUGGCCUCUACUUGGGAGAACUCGUCCGUUUGGCCCUUGUUGAUCUCAUUGAACAGAAUGCCAUCUUUGAAUUCUUGGGUGGCAAGGUCCCUGAAAGCCUUAGCCACCGUCUUGCCUUCAAGACCUUGUUCAUGUCGACCAUUGAGUCCGACCAUACUCCUGACCAUACCAGUGUUGAUAAAGUCUUUAAGACCAGCUUCGGUAUUGAAGGCUUGACCAGCCAGGACCGCACACGUGUCUAUGAGUUGGUUCAUGCUGUUGGAAAGCGCUCUGCUUUGAUGACUGCUGCUGCCUGUGUUGCCCUUCUAUACAAGGCUAACGGUGCCUCUGUCCAGCUGGAUGACCCUAACGAAAUUACCACGAUUGGCAUUGAUGGAUCUGUUUUUGAGAAAUACCCUCAUUUCUCUCAUAGUAUGAUGGAAUCUAUGACUGAGAUCCUGGGUCAAGAGCGCGCUUCUCGUAUUCGCCUCGAGCUUGCUCGCGACGGUGGAUGCAUUGGUGCUGCAUUGGUGGCCAUGGUUGCCCAUAAUGGUGGUGCUGUUUAA